AUGCUUUCGCAACGUCUAAAAAGACUCCAGCGCAGUAUUUUUUGGUUUCGAGUGCUGUUGAGAUGGUGUCCACUACACGGUGAAGUUGAUGGGUUGUGGAAACCAAACUGGAAGUUUGGAAUACUGUUGUUCAAUUACGCAAUGGUAGUGAUGCGCUUGAGGAUGACUUUUUCUAAUAUUUUUCCAAGAACCGGUAGAAGGCUAAUAGGCCGGAACGAGAAGGGUUGUUCUGGGGGCUUACCAGGUGUGAGUACAGUGACAAUGAAUGAUGAUUUCCAAGUAGUUGGGAAAGUUGAGUUCCCGAAAACUUGGACAAAAGCGAAGUACCGAUUUUAUAAAAGCGAAGUUCCAAAAAAGUUCUUGUUCAACAACCCAAUUGUCAUAGUGGGACGUGCUUUUGAUCCAGUCGAUUAUGGCUUGUGUUCUCUUGAUGAUCUAUUAACGCAAGUAUCAGAAAAUACCGUCGUCAUCGGUCAUCUGGAUGGUCAAAAAUCAGUGGCAAUCCCUAAACGAGAACAGACUCCAGAAGAAAUUGAACGCACCAAAGCCUUUGCUAAAGAAGUAAUAGAGUUGUUAAGUCAUGCCCCGCAGUGUUGUCUGUUAUUUAAUAAGUUCAUACCUUCUUACCAUCACCAUUUUGGUCAUCAGUGUAAAGUAGCUGAUUUUGGAUUCACAAAAUUGAUCGAACUGUUCGAAUCAAUACCGCACAUUGUAAAGAUCGAAGACGAUUUGGAAGGAGAGCGCCGCGUGUCAUUGACGACUGAUGUGAAACAAAAUGUGCUUGGUGAUCAGUUGGCCGCAUUGGCUGUUUAUCCACUGCAAAUUAGUCAAUUACAAAACGCCUUCUUGUGGCAGUAUGGCUAUGCUCUUAAACCUUCCGUAUAUGAAUGUGAGACACUCAUCGAACUGUUACAAAAGCUUGAUGAUGCUGUCAAGGUGGUGGACAAUCACGGUGAGCUGUUUUUGAUAGCUGUGGACCGUAAAGAAGCCCAAAGGUUGUCUCUAAAAGUUCGCCGUGUACUGAUGGAACACUCGUCCAAUGACAAGAUGUCUGUUUUGCAGUUUCAGUCUGUGUACCAAACAAUGUUUGGCGAAUCUAUAAACAUUGAAACUAUGCAGGAGAAACUUGGUGAAACUAUAAAGAUCGUCAAGACUAAAUUUGGAGAAGAAUAUGUACAAUUGACUCCUUUGCAAUUGUUCGCCCAAGAUAUGUAUCGUUUGUUAAUGAUCUCAGAUGGUCGAUUGUUGUUGACAUCCCUUGAAGCUGCUUACUUGCGUCUGUUUGGCACCGCCAUUCAGCCAGCUGUUUACGGAUAUCAGUCCGUAAUGGCACUGAUAACCAGUAUUCCGCACACAGUCCUCAUUGAAAACAAGCCGCCCAAACGUUACAUCAUACUCAACAGAGAACUUGCCAGUGUAGGUAUUCAUUUGCCUAACAGUAUAAUUAAAUCGCCCAUGCCAGAUCAAAUGACAAAGAAUAAUUAUAGUAAGCCUGAUAUGAGCUUAAUGAACCACAAUGAGAAUUUAAGAGAAAACAAUGUUUUGCUACCAGACGAGAAUAAGACACCUGUGGUGGUCAAACUUCCUGAUCUGAAGUUACAUCCAAACAUAUUCAAUAUGAGUCCUAUGUCAUUGAUUAACUGUACUUCACCACAAGCUCCUCAUCCAUCACAAGUGCCAAUGCCUACUGAAUUGUGUCCGCCAUUCGGUGACAAGUACAAACCCAUUACUACAAUCAACAAUAACAAUCAUUACAAUGACAAUCAGUUUUGCUGCCCAAUGAUGGGCAACAAUGAUUUACCAAAUACUAACGAUCAAGGAGAUCAAAAUCAGCGUUUAGUUCAUCAAAUGAAUGAUCGUUUUCUUUAGAAAAUUUAAAUCAUCCAAGACGGGUUUCAAUAGUUUUUUAAAACGAAAGACGUCAAUAUAUAUAUAUAGAAAAAGAAAAGUAAAAUGAAAUGUUUCUAGGUUUAUAUUUUUUUUUUAUAUCAGGACUGACUCUCACUCCUAAAUAACUAAAAAGUAUUUUUAUUCGUUUGAUUUUUAAACAAAACAUUUUUCCUGGAGAAAAACCUUUAUAUUUAUAUUUACAAAGUCUAUUAGCUUAAGGGAUAAAGUGAUGUAUUAAUGGAUCUCACUUUUGAUUUUUUAUGUGUUCACUAGAUGUUUUAAUUUAUAUUACAUUUAUCGCAUAGUUAAUAUGUAAAAAUAAUAAAUAUGAAUGUAUUUAUAUUUAUAUAUAUUAUACAUGCACGUAACUGAAUAAAAAUAUAAUUAAUAGUAAUAAUAAUGUGUGGUACUAGUAUAUUACAAUGUCACACGGGAGUAUUAAAAUGUUUUCAAUAUGUCAAGUUUUUUAUUACUAAUUUUGCUUAAGUUAUUAUUAGGAUUAAGUAAAUGUGCAUAGUUUAUUUUGAGUACAAUUUUAGAAUAAUCAAUUUUGUUGAAAUAUUUCACCGAAAGGUUAGUGUUAAAUUUUGUUUGGCAUUAUGCUUAAACAUAUAAUAUAUAUAUUACGUAAAAUAUUUUAUUU
This is a messenger RNA of Metopolophium dirhodum (rose-grain aphid), 2533 nucleotides long. RefSeq names its product meiosis regulator and mRNA stability factor 1-like. NCBI's taxonomy places the organism in Eukaryota, Metazoa, Arthropoda, Insecta, Hemiptera, Aphididae. The coding region runs from base 1 to 1869 and encodes 622 amino acids. The transcript has 9 exons. The record is from RefSeq and is a predicted model, not a curated record.